AUGGAGCCGCAAAUCUCUCCACCGGUAAUCGCCGGCUCACUCACGUUCAAGGUGCAUCGAAGGCAACCGGAGUUAGUUUCUCCGGCAAAGCCAACACCAAGAGAGCUCAAACUCCUCUCCGACAUCGACGACCAAGGAGGACUAAGAUUCCAUAUUCCCACAAUCUUUUUCUACAGACACAAUCCUAGUGCUUACUCCGAUCCGGUCGUAGUGAUUCGAAGAGCCCUCGCAGACACGCUGGUCUACUACUACCCUUUCGCGGGUCGGCUCCGAGAAGGACCGAACCGGAAACUAGCCGUGGACUAUACCGGCGAAGGUGUUUUGUUCAUAGAGGCAGAUGCUGACGUGGCGCUUCUUGAGUUUGAAGAGAAGGAUGCACUGCGGCCUCCAUUUCCUUGCUUUGAGGAGCUUCUGUAUGAUGUGGAAGGUUCCUGUGAGAUGCUCAACGCUCCUUUGUUUCGCAUUCAGUUCAAUCCCUUUGGGAGAAGGGAUAUUCUCAAAGAGACUAAAGACUAA
This is a messenger RNA of Arabis nemorensis, 516 nucleotides long. The record is from the annotation of a GenBank genome assembly. Lineage: Eukaryota; Viridiplantae; Streptophyta; Magnoliopsida; Brassicales; Brassicaceae.